Molecule: messenger RNA, 1290 nt
Organism: Lithohypha guttulata
Lineage: Eukaryota; Fungi; Ascomycota; Eurotiomycetes; Chaetothyriales; Trichomeriaceae
Exons: 2
Coding region: 1-1290 (429 amino acids)
Biological process (GO): glycerophospholipid biosynthetic process
Cellular component (GO): mitochondrion
Source: RefSeq, a predicted model, not a curated record
AUGGGACACGGCGUGUGCGGCCGAGCGGCCCAACAGCUUCGCAUAAGUCUCAAACAGACAGUCGUCGUUACCACUCUUCACAGCCACCUACCCAAAGGAUACCCAACUUUGCAUUCGCUUUUGAGUGAGUUCGAUGAUCGGCCCAGUGAGCUCAGCUCACAGACACUCAGCAUCGACGGCGUGCUCCUUCGCUCCUCCGAUCCGAUCCCCGGUGCUCCCGAAGCAAUAUCCUACCUCCAAACAAACGGGAUACCCUCCAUCUUUCUCACGAACGGUGGUGGUAAGACUGAGCUCAAACGCGCCAAAGACCUUAAUAUCAAGCUCUCGCUUCCAGAAAAAUACCACAUCCAAGAGUCUCAAUUGGUACAGUCACAUACUCCUCUUCGUGAACUGGCUACGACCCAUGGUGACCCGUCAUACAAGAAGAAAUGUGUACUCGUGGUAGGAGGCGACGAUGAUAAGUGCCGCCGAGUUGCGGAGUCAUACGGCUUUGAGAACGUGGUUACUCCAGGGGAUAUCUUAACAGCAUAUCCAGACGUCUGGCCAUUCAGCUCUAAUUUCAACUCGUACUACUCCUCCUUCGCACAACCACUUCCCAAACCAGUCAACAUUGAAUCCGCGGACGCAGAAAACGAGAGUCUAAAGAUCGACGUUAUCUUUGUCUUCAAUGACCCACGAGACUGGGGCCUGGACGUCCAACUCGUGCUUGAUAUAAUGUUAUCUCACAAAGGUAUAGUAGGUACCUAUUCCCCGAAGAAUGGAAAGAAGGACCUGCCGAACCACGGCUACCAAGCUGAUGGCCAGCCAGUCAUCUACUUUAGCAACCCCGACUUACUCUGGGCCUCAGCCUACCCACUCUCUCGCUUGGGUCAAGGCGGCUAUCGCGAGGCACUGUGCGGCGUCUGGCGCGCAAUCACCAAGUCAGCAAGUGGAACAGAGAUCCCACUCAAGUACGAAAUUCUGGGGAAGCCACACAAAUUGACUUACGAAUAUGCUGAGAAACAGCUGAUAAGGUUCCGUGAGGGCGCCUAUGGCAAGGAUAUCGGCCAGGAAGUCCCUUUGAACAAAGUAUACAUGAUUGGUGAUAACCCUGAAAGCGACAUAAUGGGAGCGAAUAACUAUGAGAGUCAGGUGGGAGCACAGUGGAUGAGUCUUUUGACCAGGACAGGUGUGUUUCGAGCAAGGCCGGGUGAGGAGCCUUCUAUAAAGCCAACAAGUAUUGUUGAUGACGUGCGAGAAGGAGUGAGAUGGGCGUUUAAAGAUAGUGGAUGGGACGGCAAAAUCGACUGA